GACCGGUAUUACGGCCGUAGAAGUGGACGCGUAACUUACCAGUUUUUCGAUCGUGGAAGAAUUUCCUUCAAGGAAAACAAAGGCCUAGUAGAAGCCCUAGUAGAUUCAACUUGCCGUCGUAGGAAGUAUCGCGUAAAUACUAUUAAUUGCUCAGUAUACAUAACGUGUAAAAAUUCAACUAGCUUCUUUACACUCGAAUAAAUGCAUUGAGAACAAAGUUUGUGAAAAAUCGUCAAAGUCGCGUUUUCUUUUUAUCUCUCACGAGUAUCAAGAUUCGGUCAAUGCUGCCGAGAUACUCGUGAAUCGCGUUUCUGAAAUUUUUAUGUAGCGGCCAAUAACCGUGGAACGUGAGUUCGUUCAUUUUAACGCAAAGUCUUCGGCACAGACAAAACGAGCGGGUGUAAACUUUACUCGGAUCUCAACUUCGCGGACUUGAAUUUCCCAUAGGAUUGUGUUUCUUCUCUCUGUGUAUGCGAUGGGUUCGAAACACGAGUGGGAUUAUUCCAUUCAGAAUGGACCGAGCACAUGGGUAACGAAAUUUCCUAUGGCAGCCGGUUCCAGGCAAAGUCCAGUGAAUAUCGAAACCAAUCGAGCAAAAUCUGAUCACGAAGCACUGAGUAGCAAACCAUUGCGGUGGAAAUAUCCGGCUACAGCUUCUCGGAAGCUGGUUAAUCCAGGUUAUUGUUGGCGGGUGGAUACUUAUGGCGAAGGCACAUUUUUGAGCGGUGGACCAUUGAUGGACGAUGUUUACAAGUUGGAGCAGUACCACUGUCAUUGGGGAUGUAGUGAUUCCAGGGGAUCCGAACAUACGGUGGACGGUCAAGCUUUUGCCGGGGAGUUGCAUUUGGUGCAUUGGAAUACCAGCAAAUACAAGACUUUUGCCGAAGCCGCGAAAGCUUCCGAUGGUCUGGCCGUUCUGGGAGUCUUCCUUAAGGUCGGCAAGACACAUGAAGAAAUGGACAAGAUCGCACGUCUACUACCAUACGUAUCGCACAAGGACGAAGUCGUCGAAAUUACGGAGCCUAUCGACCCUGCUAAACUCCUUCCCGACGAUAACGGAUACUGGACGUAUUUGGGUUCAUUGACAACACCGCCGUGCAAUGAGAGUGUCACUUGGAUUCUCUUCAAAAAGUACAUCGAAGUGUCCCAUCAUCAGCUAAAUAUAUUCCGCAAUCUGCGAAAGUUUCCACGUGGCGAAGAGUGCCCUUGCCAUGAAAACCACGGAGCGGUGAUCAACAACUUCCGCCCACCGAUGCCGUUGGGAAAUCGUGUUUUGCGAGAGUGCGGUAGCUUCUAAGAGUGAUCUUUUUAUCAAGAAAAUGAAAAGGAAUGAAAGGAAGAGAGAAACAGAGAUGAUUCGACCUUUUCUUCAUUUUUGCGAACCAUCGACCUCAGAACGACUAUACUUACGUACAGUCGUUAACAAACAAUAGCGUUCAACGUGCCUUUUAUUAAUCAACGAACACUCGCAUUGCGUUCUGCGAAGCGCAGUUCGCUGGCCCGUUGUGUCCUUGUAAUCAAAUUUGAUAGCGUAAUCGAUUCUUUGUUGAAAGAAACAGAGUUACGCCGCAAGCAGGAAAUGCUAUUGUGUGGACAUGAAUUACAGAUAUUUGAUAAUUUUAACUCUUGCAUAAUAAGCGGCAAACUUAUUAUCCAAUGUCAUUUAAUUCGAUUACACGAUAUAAUCUAUCGAUCGUACAAUGUAAUUGGCACCGUAUCUCGAAAUUAUCAUAACUUUAUACAGAAUGUAUCGUAAAAUAGGUCGUGUAAAUCUUUGUAGGUCUUUGUAGAUCAUGUUACACUCUUUGCAAAAAUCGCAAAUUACACAUGUCUAUUUAAUAUUCUCGUUUUAAAAUACAUCCUGUAUAGCGAGCUACUCAUUGGACACAUCGAGAUACUAAUUUUAAACACAAGGUAUCUGUGACCAACUAGAAUGUCCUUUGAUAGCAGAUACACGAGUUGCUGAAAAAAUCUUAAAAACAAAAUACAUUUACUACAGCACACUAA
Molecule: messenger RNA, 2007 nt
Organism: Linepithema humile (Argentine ant)
Lineage: Eukaryota; Metazoa; Arthropoda; Insecta; Hymenoptera; Formicidae
Gene: CAH1
Product: carbonic anhydrase 1
Molecular function (GO): carbonate dehydratase activity; zinc ion binding
Source: RefSeq, a predicted model, not a curated record